Molecule: messenger RNA, 2691 nt
Organism: Sardina pilchardus (European sardine)
Lineage: Eukaryota; Metazoa; Chordata; Actinopteri; Clupeiformes; Clupeidae
Exons: 6
Coding region: 9-980 (323 amino acids)
Biological process (GO): proteolysis
Molecular function (GO): serine-type endopeptidase activity
Source: RefSeq, a predicted model, not a curated record
CUUGAACCAUGAAGGCCUGGAGUCUGCUCCACCCGCUGCUGGUGCUGCUGCUUCUGCUGCUGUGCCCAACCCUGCUCCUGCAUGCCUCCUCGGCCUCCGUGCCCGCCUACACCCCGGGCCUCCACCCGCAGCACAAGGUCCUCCAUCUGGACUGGCCCAAGGACUGCGGCCUGUCCCACUUUAAGCCCAACACGGCAGAACGCAUCGUCUCCGGCAACGAAGCCAGGCCUCAUUCCUGGCCCUGGCAAGUCUCACUGCAGGUUCGUCCUAGGGGCAGCAAGCACUACAUCCACGUGUGUGGAGGGACUCUGAUUCACAAGACCUGGGUGCUUACAGCUGCACACUGUUUCCAGAAGGGGAAGGCCGAGGAUCCUGGAAGCUGGCGUAUCGUUGUGGGGAAGCACCAGCUGAAGCGUUCGGAGACGGCCGAGCGCAUGUUCCCCGUGAAGCGCAUCUACCGGCACGAGCGCUUCCGCUACCCGGCGCACAGCGAGCUGGACUACGACAUCGCCCUGGUCAAGGCCGGCACCGAGAUCCCGUCCAACAACUUCGUCCGCUACGCCUGCCUGCCGCGCAAGCAGAUCAACCUGAAGCCCGGACACUACUGCUGGGUGACUGGCUGGGGCGACACACGGGGUGGAAAAGAGAACGUGUCCCUGGCGGAGUCGCUGAACCAGGCCCGCCUGCCCAUCAUCGACUACAAGACGUGCCGACAGAAGAAGUUCUGGGGGGACCGCGUGCGCGACUCCAUGAUCUGCGCAGGGUUUAGGGACACAGAGGGUCCCCCUGCUGCCUGUCAGGGUGACUCUGGCGGUCCGCUCCUGUGCCAGCUGGGUCGGGACCGCUGGGAGGUGCACGGCGUGGUGAGCUUCGGGCCGAUCGGCUGCACCGUGGAGAACAAGCCUAGCGUCUUCACCCGCACCGCCGCCUACAUCCCCUGGAUCGAGGCCACCAGGAUCAGAGAUUUCUUCAUGCACUGAACCCUCCCUCUAUCCCUUUCCUUAAAUCCUUGCUCAUCUCCUGACACACACACACACACACCCUGCUCUGUUCGCCUGUAACGCAGGGCUUGAAACCUCCCCGCCACAGGGGGGAGCUGUGCUUGCGCUCUGGUCAGUAGGAGGUGCAGGUUGCAGUCAACGAUUGUAGUCCCUUCUUCACCCCACCAAUCCGUUCCACGCCUCUUCCUUCUUGGAGGGUGGGGUCAACAUCACCAUAGCAACAGUUGCUUCGGUUACAGUGUGAUGCCUGUAGGACUAUGUUGCGCUCCGUUACCUGAGACCCUGGAACACACCUUGACGCCCCACAUCACCUGCUAGCAUACUGUCGUCGCCAAACGUGCAUGCUGUUUCCCUUCCUUCUUUUUCUUCUCUCGAUCUCUCUGGUGAGCAAACAAGGGGUCAUCCAACCCCUUUAGGUGCAACCGAGGAGACCGCCGCCGCAGGAGACUUACGCAUUCGCUUCUUCAGCCAUACCGUAACUCCUUCUCCUUCCUGUUCAGCCAAAGGUUUUCACAGCAUCUCUAUAGGUUAUCCAUGUAGUGAUGACGCUACGUGUUUAAAGAAAAAGGAAAAAAUGUGAAAAGAAAAGAAAAUGUGUUGAGCUCACAGAGCAUAAUAGCUCAGUUCAGUUCUUGUCCCACCUAGAUUAAGAAGAUAUUUCCUACCAUAACAGCUUUAGGCCUAUGCCCAUGUGAAAUCAAAAUAGAACAAAACAAAAUAUCAAUCACUCAUGCUAUUCUCAAACACCACCCACCAAUUAGUAGUUGUUUCCUUGUCAUCCAUGGGCCUCUCUCAUUCGUCUUUUUUAUCUAUCUUCCCUUUCCUUCCUCGGUCCUCGUUCCCACUGAUCUACAUGAUUAGUGAUGGGGCGGCAACAAUGGGAUAGUCUAUCCAGUGUUCUUUAUAGAUCAGUGGGGACGAGCUUGGAGGACCGAGGACGAGGAGAGAGGGUUGAGAAGGGGCCCCUGGAUGCCUCUCAUUUGUUUUUUUUAAUUAUAGAUCCUCCCUUCUUUCCUCGAUCCUCGUUCUCACCGAUCUAGAUAAAGAAUGAUGGGGCGUCAACAAUAGGAUAGUCUAUCCAGUGUUAAUUAGAUCAGUGGAGGACCGAGCAUUGAGGACGGAUGUUGAGAGGCACCCCCUGUCCCCGUACAGUAUGCUGCAGCUACUGCAGAUGCUCUGUUGAGCUGAUUUGAGUUGGAUUUGACCUUUGACCUGCUUUACUAUACGUGUCCCUGUUGGGACAAAAGCUCUGGGCUCUCCGUCCUGCAGUUCUUCAAAAUGUACAUAAAAGACAUUUUACCAACACAGGGCUUCCAUGCACAAUCAUACAUGAUCCACGUUUGAAUGUGCCACAUUUGUCACGCCUUAAACAUUAGUGCUGCCUUGUAUAUUUUCUUCAACGGACACAGCAAAUUACCUUUUUUUCAGCUUAUUGUAUUGUCUGAAGAUGGUGAAAGGGCAUUUUUACCCUCUUGAGGUGGGGAGUUGCCGAAACACAGGACUGUAAAUGCUAUUGUUUGCACAUAAGCGGUCAAUCAAUCAUGUGUUUGCCACUGAGACGGCAACUUGGAGUCACGUAGUGUUGAUUAUUCAGUAACAAUGUAACCAUGAACUAUGAAAACAUAAAAGCACCACCGCUGUCUGAAUUCACAACCGUGAUCCUGAAUAAAUCACUACACCAGCAACAAGA